Messenger RNA from Chrysemys picta bellii (western painted turtle), 3108 nucleotides. RefSeq names its product Ras association domain family member 2 (gene RASSF2). Gene Ontology annotation, biological process: regulation of non-canonical NF-kappaB signal transduction; positive regulation of JNK cascade; signal transduction. The record is from RefSeq and is a predicted model, not a curated record. NCBI's taxonomy places the organism in Eukaryota, Metazoa, Chordata, Testudines, Emydidae. Gene Ontology annotation, cellular component: nucleus; cytoplasm.
AGCGGGGGAGGGAGGCUGAGAGGAGCAGGCGGUGUCUGCCCUCGCCCCGCGGGCGGCUGAUGGAGGCGCGGGGUGGGCGCCCGGAGCGGGCACCGAGGCGGAGCAGCGGGGCGGCUCCCCGGCGGGGCGGCUGCUGAUUGCCCGGCCCAGCGCACGAUCUCCGCUCCUAAUGAAAGAAGAUUGUGAGGAUGGAUUACUGCAGCCAGUCAUCCCUAGUCCCCUGUGGAAAAGACAAAUACAUUUCAAAAAAUGAACUGCUGUUGCACUUGAAGACCUACAACUUGUAUUAUGAAGGUCAGAAUUUGCAGCUCCGGUACAGAGAGGAGGAAGGCGAGUUCAUCGUCGAGGGUUUGCUGAACAUCUCCUGGGGCUUGUGCAGGCCCAUCCGGCUGCAGAUGCAGGAUGACAACCAGCGGAUCCGGCCUCCUCCUUCCUCCUCCUCUUGGCACUCUGGCUGCAACCUGGGCGCACAGGGGUCUGCAGUGAAGCCAAGUAUCAUACCCGAUAUUCAGAUUACAGAUGUUGACACCCCCACGGAUGCUGAUGACUCAGAGAGUGGAACAGAUGUCGGAGACUUAAAACCCCAGCAAGAGGAAACUCCACAGCUGAUGAGGACUCGGAGUGACGUGGGAGUCCGUCGCAGGGGGAAUUUCCGUACUCCAAGUGAACAGCGGCGGAUCAAACGCCAUCGGUUUUCCAUCAACGGGCAUUUCUACAAUCACAAAACAUCUGUGUUCACACCAGCCUAUGGCUCAGUCACUAAUGUCAGGAUAAACAGCACAAUGACCACUUCUCAAGCUCUCAAACUGCUGCUCAAUAAAUUUAAGAUUGAAAACUCGGCUGACGAAUUUGCAUUGUAUAUUGUCCACACCAGCGGAGAAAAACAGAAAUUGAAGGCUACAGAUUAUCCACUGAUUGCCCGCAUUCUGCAAGGGCCGUGUGAACAGGUCUCCAAGGUCUUCCUGAUGGAGAAGGACCAAGUUGAAGAAGUCACCUAUGAUAUACACAGUCCUCCGGCUAAUGAUAGAACGAAGACUAGAAGAGAUUUCCGAGAGCCCGGCAAUGAUCUAAAGUUCUCCUCAGCACUAUGCUGCAGCCUUGUAUCGGCGAUCGGUCUCUCUAAGAAUCCCUGUUUACAUGAAGAACAGAUUGAAAAGAAGAUGCACUCCAUCCUGGGAACCAAACCUGAAUGCAAAACCCUGUGGAGAUUGAAUGUGUGUCCUGUACCUGCUCAGCAGACAUGGAUGUGUGAGAGUCAAUGGACUCCUUCUGCAGAAGGAAAAUCUUCCAGUAAUUUUCUUUUUCCCCCUCUCAAAGGAAAUGAUUUACAGAAUGCAAGCCCAGCACUCACAAAGAGGAGAGUUAACCUUGCUGGCCUGGGAUAUGCCCACCAAGGCUGGUGUGGCAUGCCUGUGCGCCUUGACCUGCAGUGUCUGUACUGAAGAAGCAGUUGCAUUGAGAGGAGUGGAUCAUGCUCCUUUGCUUCUCGCCUACUGCCUUUCUGAGCUGCUUAUCCAUGCUUGAGUGCUGAUGUUACUGUGCAUAUGUUCUCAUGUCUGUACACAAAGGAGAGAACAAAACUCAUGCUCACUAAAGCUAGUCAAUCAGCUUCUGCCGUGCCCACACACUUAGAAAAUACUAGUCCGUGUAAAUGCUCCAGACCAAUCCCAGUACUGGUAGCCACUUUGCUGCAAUAACUCCUGCCAACCUCCGCUCGUGCCAGAAUGUCGUGCGUUAUGAAGUGUGUUUUGAUGGCAAGAUAUAUGUUAUGUGUAGCUUUUUUCCCAUACAGGACAGUCCUUUGUUCUUUGUUUUUCCUGUUCAGAGGGUUCUCAGAGUGCAGCCACAAAAGAUAUACUUUUCCCCCCCCCCCCUGCAUGGUACGGGUGGGAGAUCCAUCUUGUUGUCGCCUGGUGCUCGACCCUUCCUGCCUCGUUCUGCCCCUAUUGCUUCCCUGACUGAUGCUUGGCGCCUCGCUUUCAUGUGUGGGGUCACCAAACGUAUGCCUGCACUGCAGCUAGAGGUGUCAUUCCCAGCUCGGGGAGAUGUACAUGUGCUAGAUUUGAUUGAGCUAGCAUGCCAAAAGUAGCAGCAGAGGUAGCAGGCCAUGCUAGCCACCUGAGUACAAUCCCAUCCAAGACCCUAGGUAAGGACUCGGUUCUGCUAGCUCGUGCCACCGCUUGUACCACUGUAGCUGCAUCAUUCUAUUUCAAGCACUAGCUUGAUCAGAGCUAGCGUGUGUACAUCUGCCUGAGCUAGAAAUCAGUGUAUAUCUUCCCAAAGUGAGGAGGAGACGGAAGAAUAGCAUGAGCAGGAAGUGGAGCCCCCAGAGGGCUUGUGGGAGACAGACAGCAGCUGGAAAGGAAGAGAUGCACCUGCCUAGGUUGGGAGCCUUGACAAUCCUCCAACAUAAAUGCUGGCACGAGAUCUCUUGGGAGGACUGACGAGGUGGGGGCAGAUGUUCCGGAAGUUGUUACAAUUAUAACCAUCACCUGUUGGUGGUUUGGGCAGCUCUGUCCUUGAGAGCUUGGAGUCUGUGGGUCGUGGUGUGGAGUUAGACCAGGGCAGCUUCUGGGGGUGUGGGCAGAGGAGCGUUAAGUGACUGGUUUCUAGAAUGAGGCUUGUGGGCCUGAUCCUGCAAGGUGCAAAGUUCUCUCAACAUGUGAUAGGCCUGAUUCUCCCCUCUCUGGUGUAAAUCAGGAGUAACUCUGAAGUCAGUGGAGCCCUGCUUCAGUAGCCGUUGGUUGGUAGGUUUGGUGUAUGGGUGGUGUUUGUGGCCUGUGAUAUACAGAAUAUAGAGGAUUUGGUGGUCCCAUCUGCCCUUAAACUCGAUGACUCUGUGACCAGCCUAAAAAAUGGUAUCAAGAGGCGAAUGGAAUCAAGACAGGUGCGUUGCUGAGCUAAGCACCUUGCAAGGACAGGCUGUCAAAGUCAACAGGGACUGGGAGUGUCCAUGAGAUACUCCAGUUGUGUGAUACUCACGUGGUUGUCACAAGGAAUAAAGGGAGCCAAGAUGUGGCAGUUCCAUGUAGCUUGACAUCAAAUAUUAUCUAGAUUCUGAUGCAUCUGCCAGAGGAAAGUUUUGAGAUUGGGUGGGGGGAGGGGGGG